Messenger RNA from Belonocnema kinseyi, 1247 nucleotides. It is a transcript of the gene Der-1, whose product is annotated as derlin-1. NCBI's taxonomy places the organism in Eukaryota, Metazoa, Arthropoda, Insecta, Hymenoptera, Cynipidae. Gene Ontology annotation, cellular component: Hrd1p ubiquitin ligase ERAD-L complex; endoplasmic reticulum membrane. Gene Ontology annotation, biological process: endoplasmic reticulum unfolded protein response. The record is from RefSeq and is a predicted model, not a curated record. The transcript is spliced from 2 exons. Gene Ontology annotation, molecular function: misfolded protein binding; ubiquitin-specific protease binding. The coding region runs from base 91 to 852 and encodes 253 amino acids.
CAAGUCAUCGGAGUAGCAGGGAGUAGGGAAGUUACACGUCAGUGAUUAGUAGUACAGUUUUGAAACCUUUGGAAAGAAGGAAUAGCAAAAAUGUCAGAUGUCGGUGACUGGUUUAAUUCUUUGCCGAUUUUCACAAGAUAUUGGUUGCUCUUGACUGGUUGCCUCUCAUUAAUUGGCAGGUUCGGUCUAGUGAAUCCAUAUACCUUGGUGUUGAUGUAUGAUCCAUUCGUGCACAAUUUUGAAAUUUGGAGAGCAAUCACCAGUGUUUUCUAUUAUCCUCUGAGCCCAGCGACCGGGUUUCAUUUUAUGAUUAAUUGCUAUUUUUUGUACAAUUAUUCUUUGAGACUAGAGCGAGGAGAAUACGAUGGUAGACCAGCUGACUAUCUGUUCAUGUUGCUCUUUAACUGGGUUUGCUGUGUUGUCGCGGGUCUCAUAGGCGAUUUUCCUCUGUUGAUGGAUCCUAUGGUUCUGAGUGUCCUCUACAUUUGGUGCCAGUUGAAUAAAGAUGUCAUCGUUAACUUCUGGUUUGGAACUCAAUUUAAAGCGAUGUACCUGCCUUGGGUACUGUUUGGAUUCAACCUGAUCAUAUCUGGAGGUGGAAUGCUAGAACUAGUCGGUAUUCUCGUUGGUCACCUGUACUUCUUCUUCAAAUUCAAGUAUCCCCAGGAAUUCGGUGGACCAGAUCUUCUAAGCACUCCUAAGUUUCUGGAAAACUACUUCCCGCCGCAAAGAGGAGGCAUCAGAGGAUUCGGCACUGCGCCCUCACAACGAAAUCCAGGACCCCAGGCACAGCCACAAGCUAGGAAUAUGUUCGGUCACAAUUGGGGACGAGGUCAAGUCUUGGGACAAUAAUUGUGCAUAUAAAAUUAAGUAAUAACUGUGUAUAUUUUAUCAUCCCGAGAGUGUCACGAGAACGAUUUCAUUUCCAAUUGUUUACGCAAAUAUUUAAUGCGAAAUUGAUCUCAGAGAUGCUCAACAUCCGAUGCGAUCUCAUUAUUACAUGCAGUUAGACAACUGCGUAAAAUCCACACGAUCACUUCGGACCAAAGAUAUGUCGGGACUCAGCAAUUGCUACCACUACCGUCGCCAGAAAAGUCUAUUAAAAAAUCGUAUAAAUAUUUUCUGAAAAGAAUUGAUAACACACAAAGAUCGCCUAACUAUAAGAAAACAAACUUUACAGGAGAGUGAAGAAACAUUUACAUUUUUUAAAUGUUGUAAUAAAAAUUGGUUAAAUCCAAUGAGAUAGA